Molecule: messenger RNA, 2046 nt
Organism: Iphiclides podalirius (scarce swallowtail)
Lineage: Eukaryota; Metazoa; Arthropoda; Insecta; Lepidoptera; Papilionidae
Source: the annotation of a GenBank genome assembly
AUGGAGCAACUAUACUUAAUAGAGAUGUUCAUUGACAAAGUAUCGAUUUUCGUAACCGAGGAAGAUGAAAAUAGUGCAAAGAACAAAAAAAUUAUCAUCAAACUGAAAUUUGGUCCUAAGUUCGAAUUCAUCGUAAAGGAAGGCCAGAUGGCGAUUAAUGAAGGCAAGGAAGAUGACGUCAUCGAGACAGACGAACACGGGCGAAGGAAAUGGUCGAGAAGAAUUCGAGUUGGUAAAUCGUUCCUUUUCCCGUCCUACCCUGACACUUUGCUGAUGUUGCUUAGCAAAUUUCCGCUGGAAAUCGAAGCAUGGAAUGACGAUGACACAGAAGUAAAUAUAUUCGUUGGUGUAGGUACAAUGCAAUGGCACACUCAGUUUUUCCACAUGCUCAAAGAAACCGCCGACAUAUGCAAGGUUCAUGAACCUUUGACCAUCAAAGAGAAUACACCAUUGAUGGCCGAAUGCUGUUGCAAGCAAGCCGGUGAAAUCACGUUUAUUCUUAGACUCAGCGCUUUGGGAAACAGUAUCACAACAGAGUUUCAACAACCAAUGAAGGAUCCUGAAGCAUUUGUAUUUAGAACAGAUAAAGCUCCGAGCAUGUUUCAAUGUAAAAGGAUCGAAGGCAGUGACCCCAAUUUCUGUAUGGUGGGCAGUCUGUACGAGACAACCACGCUUGAGGAUCCUGACACUUUAAAGAACGCCGAAACGAAGAUUGAAAUUUGCACCGAACUAUCGAGUUGUGGCAGGAAAUCGAAUGAUAAUAACGUCUGUGAACACACGAAAGCUGAAGAUGAAAGUAAUAAGAAGUCAUAUCCUAUAAAUAAGAUUCGAAUGGGUGAUAUAAAAGGCCCUUGUGGUAAUACGAACUGUCCACUUGCUCAUAAAGUGAAGAUGUAUAUAAGGAACCUUGAAAGCUACAAGCGGGAAGCUGGCAGUAUAGGCCAUAAGACAGGUAAUGUUACAAAGAAGGUUUGCGGUGCGUGUGAUUGUAAAGACGACAGAUGGCACAGAGAAACUUGCCCCCAAAUGCAGGAAAGGAAUAAUCCCCAGUCGGGUUCUGGUAAGGCUGAAUGUCCUGGUUGUAGCGGCGCCACUAACGCAGGAGACACGUGCGAGGAUAGAAAGCAAAAACUUUUUGGUACCGGUGUAACUCCGAAGGGCAGUAAAACUCAAAUUAAUUACGUGUUCAGCACGCCAACAUUUCAGAGCCGUAAAGAGGCCGCUAAAUUAAGAUACGAUUUUAUUAUACAGAAUUCGACUAUUGAUAAUUAUCUUAUGCCUGAACCGAACGUUUCGGGCAAUUGUUUUUGUUCUCAGUCGACGGUUCCCAAUUUAGAGCAGGUCAACUCGUCCGAGAAUCGAAGCAUUUCGCCACAAAGGCGUGCGAUGAAUAACGCUGGUGGAAAUCGAUCGGAAAAGAACGUCAACGCAGACGAUUCUAAAAAUUACUUCGACGUGUACAACUGCGUCGUGGUGCGCGACGAAAAGGAUUGCAACUGUAAUCCACCGAAACCGACCCCACUGUGCAGGACUUUUGACUGCGAAUGUAUCACUGAAAUUACUGAGGCCGCGUCGAGGAAGGCGCAUCGACCUUACUGCCCUAUGUACAAGCAUAAGAGCACCUGCCCCGUUACUAUGAUGCACGAAGAAGAAGCGAUGAAGGACGAGGACGAAGAUGACGUUGAACCUUUGCCUUACGGCUUACCUCCAAUAUCACUGGGACCUUGUCCCGUAAUGGGCAGACCUUGCAGCGUACCCGACGGCUUCGCCAGAAUGUACAAAAACGCGCUGUUGCCACCCCUACCGCCGAGCUACAGCGAUGCGGGCAAAGUUUGCUGCUCCAAGGAGUACGAAAGGAUUAAGAAGGCGCUGCAAGAUUAUAUGAGAUAUGAGAAGGAUCACGACUUUAGAUGUGUAAAUAAAUUCAACGUGGAUACCGAGAAACGAUGCUGUGAUAAGGAGCAGCACUUAUUGUCACUGAUGGGCAGAGAAUGCUGUGGAAUGCAUAAAUUGGCGAUACAAGAGAAAUAUAAAGAAGAGAAAAAG